Molecule: messenger RNA, 2131 nt
Organism: Athalia rosae (coleseed sawfly)
Lineage: Eukaryota; Metazoa; Arthropoda; Insecta; Hymenoptera; Athaliidae
Product: UNC93-like protein
Exons: 7
Coding region: 630-2081 (483 amino acids)
Biological process (GO): regulation of potassium ion transport; regulation of muscle contraction
Cellular component (GO): plasma membrane; striated muscle dense body
Molecular function (GO): potassium channel regulator activity
Source: RefSeq, a predicted model, not a curated record
CGUGGUAACAAUAUUUUACUCUCAGGAGCAGCUCGCGACCUUAUGGUACAAUUAUUGAAUGAUUCAGACUCAUGGCGAGUGAGAUUUUCAUCACAACAAACUCCGUGGUUGUGAGCAAUGUGUUGUAAACUUGUGAAGCAACUUUUUCAUUUCUCAAUCAAAUUGGCGAACCGAUGCUAAUUUUUUUUCCCGAAAUAACUCUUCUCAAAAAAGUCGUACCAAACGAACCAAGGGAAUCCUGUUUAUAUCUAUCGGUAAUUUUCGCAAGCCAAUGAGAAGCAGAUUCAAAAGGAGUCAAAACUAUGAAUAAAAAAGAAUAAUGUAACGCGUCUAUACCGCGCUGUUAAUUGCACGAGCAUUGAAGUACAAUGUAUACCUGAUAUAGCGAGAGUUGGAAAUCCGUCUCUUUCUAUCUUAAGACGACAAGUGGUUUUUUUCCUACUUGCCUAGCCAUAGGUGAAUGGGAAUAUGAUCUUAUGAAAAUGUAGCUAUAACCGGGAGCGGUGUGUUAUUAAAAAAGACAAAAAACCGUCUUGACGGUAAAAUAAUAAGUCGUGAUAAUUUAUCCUUGAUUGUCAGUGUUUAGUUCUGACGACCCGUCCCAUCCGGCGCCUAAGGAGAAUAAUAAUAUGGCGGGAAAUUUUAUGGAAGUAAAAGAUGGAAGGACUCGUUUUUUACCUUCGGAACGAUGGCGAAUUAUGCGAAAUAUAUUGAUGAUCGGAUUCGCUUUUAUGGUACAUUUUACGGCUUUCAUGGGAGCAAGCAACUUACAGAGUUCCGUGAACGCCGAUCAAUCAUUGGGCACAUUUUCUCUGGCUUCUAUUUACGGUAGCUUAAUUCUGAGCAACAUAUUUCUACCUGUAUUGAUGAUAAGUUGGCUCGGAUGCAAAUGGACAAUAUCGUUGACUUUUAUAUCGUACAUGCCGUUUAUAGCCGCACAAUUUUAUCCAAAAUUUUUCACGAUGAUUCCGGCCGGAUUUGCCGUUGGUCUUGGUGGCGGACCUUUAUGGUGCGCAAAGUGUACUUAUCUGACAGUUGUAGCCGAGGCAUAUGCAAGUGUCUCAGAUUUGAGCGCAGAUGUGUUGGUCACAAGAUUCUUCGGCCUAUUUUUCAUGUUCUAUCAGAUGUCACAAGUCUGGGGCAACCUUAUCUCGUCGGCAGUUCUGUCGUACGGUAUCGAAACAGCACCUAGUAACAACACACUCAACAGCACUGUUGUCGCACAGAUUUGCGGAGCCAAUUUUUGUGGAGCAUCGAGCGAUCCGGGUGAAAAUCCAAAUCUCGCGCCACCCCCUGUCGAACGGAUUCACCUGAUCUCUGGAAUAUAUUUAGGAUGUAUGGUGCUCGCCGUUCUCAUCGUAGCCUUCGGUGUUGAUUCUCUUUCGAGAUAUGACAGAGGCAGAACUGGAUCAACAACUGGACAAUCGGGCCUGAGAUUGCUGGCUGUGACCUUAAGAUUAUUAAAAGAAAAAAAACAGUUACUCAUCCUUCCAAUUACUUUGUUCAUUGGAGCGGAGCAGGCGUUUCUUUUCGCGGACUUUAACGCGUCAUUCGUGUCGUGCGCGUGGGGCAUCAGCAACAUCGGUUACGUAAUGAUUUGUUACGGUGUUGCAAACGCAAUUGCUGCGAUCGCUACGGGCUCCGUGGUCAAGCUCACGGGCAGGCCUCCGGUCAUGGCGUUUGCAUUUUUACUUCACGUGUUUCUCAUCGUAACUCUGUUGCUGUGGAAACCGACUCCUGAACAGGGGAUUGUAUUCUUUCUCGCGUCCGGACUGUGGGGUGUUUGCGAUGCGAUUUGGCUGGUUCAAGUUAACGCUUUGAGCGGUAUCCUGUUUCCUGGGAAAGAAGAAGCUGCUUAUUCGAACUUUCGGUUGUGGGAAGCAACUGGAUCCGUAUUGGCAUACGCCUAUAGUCCAUAUUUAUGCACGAAUAUAAAGCUGUACCUGUUAUUAACAAUCCUAUGCGUAGGAAUCAUUGGAUACGCAGUUAUACUUCGGAAUAAUCGAGGCGGAACAACCGCCACGGGUGAAAUUCCAGAUUUUGAACUAGUUGCAACCAGAGAAAUUAAACACGAUGAUUAAAACGGCACAAUUGAAAUAGCAAUUAAUAAAUCAUUAUCCUGGAUUACGAA